Molecule: messenger RNA, 973 nt
Organism: Pelagomonas calceolata
Lineage: Eukaryota; Pelagophyceae; Pelagomonadales; Pelagomonadaceae
Source: the annotation of a GenBank genome assembly
CACAAAUGUGCCGCUGCAGCGCACUGUAAACGCUGCCCGCGCUGCCCAAACACGCGUCAAUCAUGCGACGCAUGCUCCUCUGCGCCACGUGGGCGGCGCUGGACGCCAAGCUCACCCUCAUGGACGGCCGCGGCGGCAGCCGUGGCAAGUGCGAGCCGCAGUACAUCCCUAUAGGUGGAGGCGGCGGGUCGGGGAUGAGCGAGGCGGAGAUCAAACUACUCGUACAAAACGAGGUCGCAUCUUUGAGGGACGACCUGGUGGGCCGGAUGCAGACCGCGGCGUCGAUGGCGACACAACCGCUGGAACAGGCCCUGAGCGAGACCCAGGCCGAGUGCCGGACGUUGGAGAGGUUAGAUGAAGCUAUUGAGAUAUUAAAACGGGCGCCGGGCAUCGAGGAGGUCGACCAGCGCCUCGCUUUUUCUGAUGCGAAGCUCGCGGCGGCGCUCGCGCGCCUCGACGCGGCGACGCUGGCCGCCUCUAAGACCGCGUCGCCUCCCCCGGAGACCGCGUCGCCUCCUCCGGAGGGCGCCGCUCCGAGCGGCCUCGACGCGAAGCGGCUGGAGCGGCUGGAACAGGCCGUCGCAGAUUUAACUCGUGACGUCGCCGCGGCGACGGCCGCCGCGCGGACCGCGGCGAGCGCCGCGAACGCGGUACCCGCGUCCUCGUCGAAGCCCGCUGCCUCGCGACCACCACCACCACCACCGGUGUCGGGCGACGCCGCGGCGGCGGCGCUCGCGCGCGCCGGCGAGCUCGAGCGCGCGGUCGUCGACGUCGCCGAGGCUCUAGAAAGAGAAGCUCGGGCGCGCAUGGACGCCGACACGGCCGUCGACGGGCGCAUGCUCAAGCUGGAGAACGCGACGCUCGGCGUCGCCGAGCGCCACGCGAAGGCCCUCGAGACGCUCAUCACGUACACGUACCCGUUCCAGCAGCGGGGGGUGAGCAUGUCCUAGUACGUAGUUUGUGUUUUUCUUUU